Suricata suricatta (meerkat) is the source of this 2616-nucleotide messenger RNA. It is a transcript of the gene KCNJ1, whose product is annotated as potassium voltage-gated channel subfamily J member 1. The transcript is spliced from 3 exons. NCBI's taxonomy places the organism in Eukaryota, Metazoa, Chordata, Mammalia, Carnivora, Herpestidae. Gene Ontology annotation, biological process: potassium ion import across plasma membrane; regulation of monoatomic ion transmembrane transport. Gene Ontology annotation, molecular function: ATP-activated inward rectifier potassium channel activity. Gene Ontology annotation, cellular component: plasma membrane. The record is from RefSeq and is a predicted model, not a curated record. The coding region runs from base 231 to 1349 and encodes 372 amino acids.
CUGGGAUACCCAAACUCUUGGACCAAAGGUGCAAGGUCUUGCAUAUCAAGGAUCCUGCUGCUUUCUUGGGGACCAAGAAAUUGGGUUUUUGUCUCUACACUUACUCUGGCAAUCCAUGAGGUUUAAUGAAUUACAUGGGGACACGGGACAUGUAAAAACAGAGGCAGGCACUCAGUCUCGGACCAGUCAACCACGGAGUUGGAAUUCAGAUCAGAGUGUUGACAGAAAGAAUGUUCAAACAUCUUCGGAAAUGGUUUGUCACUCACUUUUUUGGGCAUUCCCGGCAAAGAGCAAGGCUGGUCUCUAAAGAUGGAAGGUGUAACAUAGAGUUUGGCAACGUGGAGGCACAGUCAAGGUUUAUAUUCUUUGUGGACAUCUGGACAACUGUGCUUGACCUUAAAUGGAGAUAUAAAAUGACCAUCUUCAUUACAGCCUUCUUGGGGAGUUGGUUUCUCUUUGGUCUUCUGUGGUACGCAGUAGCCUACAUUCACAAAGAUCUCCCCGAGUUCCAUCCUUCUGUCAACCACACCCCCUGUGUGGAGAACAUUAAUGGCUUGACCUCAGCUUUUCUGUUUUCUCUGGAAACACAAGUGACCAUUGGAUAUGGAUUCAGGUGUGUGACAGAACAAUGUGGCACUGCCAUUUUUCUUCUUAUCUUCCAGUCUAUACUUGGAGUCAUCAUCAAUUCUUUCAUGUGUGGUGCCAUUUUAGCCAAGAUCUCCAGGCCCAAAAAACGUGCCAAGACCAUUACAUUCAGCAAGAAUGCUGUGAUCAGUAAGCGGGGUGGGAAGCUUUGUCUCCUAAUCCGAGUGGCUAAUCUUAGGAAGAGCCUCCUUAUUGGGAGUCACAUAUAUGGAAAGCUUCUGAAGACCACAGUCACUCCUGAAGGAGAGACCAUUAUUUUGGACCAGAUCAACAUCAACUUUGUAGUUGAUGCAGGGAAUGAAAAUUUAUUCUUCAUCUCCCCUCUGACAAUUUACCAUGUCAUUGAUCAAAACAGCCCCUUCUUCCACAUGGCAGCAGAAACCCUUCUUCAGCAAGACUUUGAGUUAGUGGUGUUUUUAGAUGGCACAGUGGAGUCAACUAGUGCUACCUGCCAAGUCCGGACAUCCUAUGUCCCAGAAGAGGUGCUCUGGGGCUACCGCUUUGCUCCCAUAGUAUCCAAGACAAAGGAAGGGAAAUACCGUGUGGAUUUCCAUAACUUUAGCAAGACAGUGGAAGUGGAGACCCCUCACUGUGCCAUGUGCCUUUAUAAUGAGAAAGAUACUAGAGCCAGGAUGAAGAGAGGCUAUGACAAUCCCAACUUUGUCUUGUCAGAAGUCAAUGAAACAAAUGACACCAAAAUGUGACAGUGGCUUUUCAACAGGAGUAAAGCAAAGUCUUGAAGAUACCUAGUGACUAGAAGUAUUAUGAAGCGAUCAAAAAUUGGGAUGUAUGAAAUUAAGAUAAGAGCCUUCAAUAUCUAUCAGCACCAUGCCCCCGAACCCCAUAGCCAUGAUCUUACAAGACACAUAACUCUACAAGGCAAUUGCAUGAGAACAUGCAAUAUAUUUCUAGAAAACUGCAAUAUGGAAGCCAUAGAAAUUUACUUAGAAUCUUGAAUAUGAUUAUUUGAAAUCAGGCAAUGUUGACAGAAAUGGACAAAGUCAUCAAAAGUUUCAUGGACAGGCCAAACAAGAUCUUAAUAGUCUCUUUGAAGAAGUUAUGAGCUUUAGAUAGGAUCAGGGGAAAACAUAUUCUCAUUCAGAUUCUACUAAUAAGAAAUAAGCCACUUUUAACAUCAGCUUUUGUCAAAGAAAAAAUGGUCUCCUGAGAUGAACUAAUCAAAGGAGGCAAGGAAAGACUGAUACUCAAAGAACAUCGGAUGCUCUGAGCUUCUCCAGCCCUGGAUGUUGGAGCUUUCAUCUUAAUGCUGUGUUUUCUGAAGAGUGAGGGAAGGCUCAGUCCAUGAACUCUGCCUCUCUAUCUAUCUUAUGUGGAGAGGAGCACUGAGUUCAAUCUGCUUUCCAGCACAUCCAGACACUGCAGCCCAAGUUUGGGCCCAAAUGAUCUCAUGUGGUACAUUUAGACAGAGGCUAAAUCAUCACUCUAAGAUCUCAAUGAAUACCUUUCUGCAAGAAAAAAUGCUUGAUUUGGAAAUGGUGAUGAUGUUUCUUCCAAUUUGUGUUAGGUGGGAUAAAGGGUUAUAAAUCGAUUAAAAGAGUAUUUCCUGAUCUUCAAAGAAGGGAGUGAAGAAUUUGAAGGACCAGUGUCAGUGUAGAAGGGACAGUACCAUCAAUGCUUCUGGGGGGAAAAAGGAUCUCGUGUUUUUAUGCCUUGAGUUUGUACUGAAACGCUGUUUCUCAAGGAGAAGUGUGGGAUGGGCUAUGACCCCACAGUGAGGAAAACAUGAGGUCUGCUUUUCUUUGAGGGCCAACACCACAUCUUCCUGAAAGGGACUAACUUAAUGUAAGGUUGAAUCUUUAGAGAAAGGUUUUACUGUGAAUGUCUCUUUCAGUUCUCCAUCUGCGUUAUUUUGAAUACAUUCUGGAAGGAAUGGUACUCAUAGCUGCUUUGGAAUCAAAAUGUUCCCAGUGCAUUGACUAAUCUAGUAAAUCUCUGAAACCAUGCACGUGC